This is a messenger RNA of Impatiens glandulifera, 1170 nucleotides long. Its product is annotated as zinc finger MYM-type protein 1-like. Gene Ontology annotation, molecular function: protein dimerization activity. Bases 1 to 1170 code for a protein of 389 amino acids. Lineage: Eukaryota; Viridiplantae; Streptophyta; Magnoliopsida; Ericales; Balsaminaceae. The transcript has 2 exons. The record is from RefSeq and is a predicted model, not a curated record.
AUGGAUGAGAAUAGGUGGAAGGUUUUCAGUCAAAGCAAUGCUAAGAUCAACAAGGAGAUUGGUGGGAGUUUAAGUAUUUUUGUUGAUAUUAUUGUCAAGGUGCAUGAGUUCUUUCUUGGGUUUAUAAAUGUUGAAGACACGUCGGGGCUUGGACUUUUCAAACGACUAGAAGAUGUUUUGAUUGAACUUCACCUCAACAUUGAUGAUAUAAGAGGACAAGGUUAUGACAAUGGCUCCAAUAUGAAAGAAAAGCAUGAUCAAAUUAGGAGGAUAGAAGCUAAAGGCUUGUGGAUGUCUGUUUUAGAAGAUUUUGAGUUCUUAAUUAGCUUAUGCAUUUGGUACAAACUUUUAGAUAAAGUUAAUCGUGUUAGUAAAUUGCUUCAACAAGAAGAUAUGGAAAUUGAUGAUGCAAUUACAAGAUUUAAGGAACUCAUUAUAUAUUUUGAAAAUAUUAGAGAAUGUGGUUUUGAAGAUUUGAUGGAGGAAGCUAGAACUCUUGCACGUAAAUUUGGCAUUGAUCUAGUGUUUGUUCAAAAAAGAGUUUCUCGAAGACCGAAGAAAUUUGAUGAGGGUGUGAAUGAUUAUGCCGAUGGUAAUCAAUCAUUAGAGGAUAAAUUUAGAAUUACAUAUUUUCUCCGCAUUAUAGACCAAGCUCUUACAUCGCUUCGGGAUCGGUUUGAACAACUUGAACGUUUUGAAGAACUCUUUGGAUUUUUGUUCAAUGGAAAAUUCAAAAGUGUUAGUGAAGAGAAAUUGAGGCAGGAUUGCACUAAAUUAGAAAAUUUCUUGAAACACAAUCAACAAAUGGACAUUGAUGGGGAUGCGUUAUUUAAAGAGCUCAUUAAUUUGAAGACAAUAUUACCGGUAGAAGUAAAAAGAUCAAUUGACAUCCUUAAUUUUACAAGGUCAUUAUGGGAAGCAGGUUGUUUUCAAAAUGUAGGGAUCGUUUAUCGAAUUUUAUUGACUAUACCGGUUACUGUUGCUUCAGCAGAGAGAAGUUUUUCCAAGUUGAAGUUGAUAAAGACUUACUUACGAAGUACAAUGUCACAAGAAAGAUUAAAUGGAUUAGCGAUGAUAUCAAUUGAAAAGGAGUGCUUAGAACAAUUAGAAUAUGAUGACUUAAUUGAAAAUUUUGCUUCCAAAAAUGCAAGGAGAAGUAUGUUUUCUUAG